CAGGGGGCGCCGUGCACCCCGCCGGCCGCCGGGCGGAGAGUCUGUCGCACACACCCCCUCCGCCCCGCGCGCCGCCAGUUCCCAGCCGACUACGCCUCCGCUCCCCGCCCGCCGGGCUGCGCCGGCUCCGACUCCGGGAGGGGUCGGGGGUCCCGGAUGGCCGCGGCGGGGUCCCGGAGGCCAAGCGUGUGAGCCAGCGGGCGUCAUGGAGGCAGAACCGCGGCCGACCACGACGCGGACCAGCGACGGAGCGACCCCCGGGCUGGAGGCGGCACCCCCCGCUGUCCCGGCGCCGGCGACCGCGGCGGCGGGUCCGAUCCCCGGCUCCGGCUCCGGACCCGAGCCCAAAAGGAGGCAGCUUGGGACGCUCCUCCAGCCCACGGUCAACAAGUUCUCCCUUCGCGUCUUCGGCAGCCACAAAGCGGUGGAGAUUGAGCAGGAGCGGGUCAAGUCCGCGGGGGCUUGGAUCAUCCACCCCUACAGCGACUUCCGGUUUUACUGGGACCUGAUCAUGCUCCUGCUGAUGGUGGGGAAUCUCAUUGUGCUGCCCGUGGGCAUCACCUUCUUCAAGGAGGAGAACUCCCCGCCCUGGAUUGUCUUCAAUGUCCUCUCUGAUACCUUCUUCCUGCUGGAUCUGGUGCUCAACUUCCGUACAGGCAUCGUGGUUGAGGAGGGGGCUGAGAUACUGCUGGCCCCACGAGCCAUCCGCACACGCUAUCUGCGCACCUGGUUCCUGGUGGACCUCAUCUCUUCCAUCCCCGUGGAUUACAUCUUCCUAGUGGUGGAGCUUGAGCCACGUCUGGAUGCCGAGGUCUACAAAACGGCGCGAGCACUGCGCAUCGUGCGUUUCACCAAGAUCCUCAGCCUGCUUCGGCUGCUCCGCCUCUCCCGCCUCAUCCGCUACAUCCACCAGUGGGAGGAGAUCUUCCACAUGACCUACGACCUGGCGAGCGCCGUGGUGCGCAUCUUCAACCUCAUCGGCAUGAUGCUGCUGCUGUGCCACUGGGAUGGCUGCCUGCAGUUCCUGGUGCCCAUGCUGCAGGACUUCCCCUCCGACUGCUGGGUGUCCAUCAGCCACAUGGUGAAUCACUCGUGGGGCCGCCAGUACUCCCACGCCCUGUUCAAAGCCAUGAGCCACAUGCUGUGCAUCGGCUAUGGGCAGCAGGCGCCAGUGGGCAUGCCGGAUGUGUGGCUUACCAUGCUUAGCAUGAUCGUGGGUGCCACAUGCUACGCCAUGUUCAUCGGCCACGCAACUGCACUCAUCCAGUCCCUGGACUCCUCACGACGCCAGUACCAGGAGAAGUACAAGCAGGUGGAGCAGUACAUGUCCUUCCACAAGCUGCCCGCGGACACGCGGCAGCGCAUCCACGAGUACUACGAGCACCGCUACCAGGGCAAGAUGUUUGAUGAGGAGAGCAUCCUGGGGGAGCUGAGCGAGCCACUGCGGGAGGAGAUCAUAAACUUCACAUGCCGGGGACUGGUGGCACACAUGCCGCUCUUUGCCCAUGCCGAUCCCAGCUUCGUCACGGCCGUGCUCACCAAGUUGCGCUUCGAGGUUUUCCAGCCGGGCGACCUGGUGGUGCGCGAAGGCUCGGUGGGCAGGAAGAUGUACUUCAUCCAGCACGGGCUGCUCAGCGUGCUGGCACGGGGCGCACGCGACACCCGCCUCACCGACGGAUCCUACUUUGGGGAGAUCUGCCUGCUGACCCGGGGCCGGCGCACUGCCAGUGUGCGGGCGGACACCUACUGCCGCCUCUACUCACUCAGUGUGGACCAUUUCAACGCCGUGCUGGAGGAGUUCCCCAUGAUGCGCCGGGCCUUCGAGACCGUGGCCAUGGAUCGACUGCGCCGUAUCGGCAAGAAGAACUCUGUGCUGCAGCGGAAGCACUCCGAGCCCAGCCCAGGCAGCAGUGGUGGCCUCAUGGAGCAGCACCUAGUGCAGCAUGACAGGGACAUGGCCCGGGGUAUCUGUGGCUUGGCCCCGGGCACGGGUGCGCGACUCAGUGGGAAGCCGGUACUGUGGGAGCCCCUGGUGCACGCACCCCUGCAAGCUGCCGCCGUCACCUCCAACGUGGCCAUUGCGCUGACACACCAGCGGGGUUCUCUGCCCCUCUCCCCUGACUCUCCGGCCACCCUCCUGGCUCGCUCCGCACGGCUCUCAGUGGGCUCCCCGGCCUCGCCGCUGGUGCCUGUCCGCGCAGGCCCUCUGCUGGCCCGGGGACCAUGGGCAUCCACCUCCCGCUUGCCCGCCCUGCCUGCUCGCACCCUCCAUGCCAGCCUGUCGCGGGCUGGGCGUUCACAGGUGUCCCUGCUGGGGCCCCCUCCUGGAGGAGGCUCGAGGCGGCUGGGACCUCGGGGCAGACCUCUUUCAGCCUCCCAGCCCUCUCUGCCCCAGCGAGCGGCCGGGGACGGGUCUCCGGGCCGGAAGGGCUCUGGAAGUGAGCGCCUGCCCCCCUCAGGGCUGCUGGCCAAGCCUCCAGGGACAACCCAGAUCCCCCGGCCGGAGCCAGCCACUCCCCGGGGCCCACAGCUCUCGGCCAACAUGUGA
Messenger RNA from Sorex fumeus (smoky shrew), 2548 nucleotides. RefSeq names its product hyperpolarization activated cyclic nucleotide gated potassium channel 3 (gene HCN3). Gene Ontology annotation, biological process: transmembrane transport; potassium ion transport. NCBI's taxonomy places the organism in Eukaryota, Metazoa, Chordata, Mammalia, Eulipotyphla, Soricidae. Gene Ontology annotation, cellular component: membrane. Bases 206 to 2548 code for a protein of 780 amino acids. The transcript has 8 exons. Gene Ontology annotation, molecular function: voltage-gated potassium channel activity. The record is from RefSeq and is a predicted model, not a curated record.